AUGGCCGCCACGUGGAUGGCUCAGGCAGGAAUCAAAACCUUGGUUGUUGAGAAGAAGCUUUCGCACACCAAAGUAGGGCAUGCCGACGGGCUAGAAAGUAGGACAUUGGAAAUAUUGGACAGUUUUGGAAUUGGCGCAGCCAUUUGGGCGGAAGCCAAUAGGACAAUUAAGGUUUGUCUAUGGGACCAAUUCGAUGGCCAAAUUCGCAGGACAGACGUCGCGACCAAUCACAAUCAGAGAUUGUCUAGAUAUCAAGAGGCUACGUUGGGACAUGGCAGGGUAGAACAGCACUUUUUGGGGCUUCUACAAAGUCAUAGAAACAUUGAACUCAAGUGGGACACGACUCCAAUCUCCCUGAAAGUUGACUCGGUUAAGCCGGACGAUAUGAGUGCUUACCCUGUCCAACCUGCUAAUCGAUACAAAGCCGAUGUCCGGAAGAGAUGCAUCAUCAAGUCACUUGGAGAAAACAUCAUGAUAAUACCUCGAGAGCGAAUGAUCGUUCGCUUUUACAUUCAGCUAUCCGCUGCCGUUGCUACGAAGUUGGAGGAAAACCGUAACCCAUCGCUGCUGGUUGGCCUUCUGAGAGAGAUCUUUCACCCAUAUACCUUCGCCUCGACCCAUAUUGAAUGGUUAACUAUCUACCGUGUUGGAAGAGGAAUUUGUCGUACUUUCUCACUGCAUGAUAGAAGCUUUCUUGCAGGCGAUUCCCUCCAUACCCACUCUCCAAAGGCUGGCCAAGGAAUGAAUGUCGGCAACAGGAUUCGUACAAUAUUGGGUGGAAGUUAG
Molecule: messenger RNA, 786 nt
Organism: Penicillium egyptiacum
Lineage: Eukaryota; Fungi; Ascomycota; Eurotiomycetes; Eurotiales; Aspergillaceae
Source: the annotation of a GenBank genome assembly